Zerene cesonia (dogface butterfly) is the source of this 2770-nucleotide messenger RNA. RefSeq names its product protein turtle-like (gene side-VII). NCBI's taxonomy places the organism in Eukaryota, Metazoa, Arthropoda, Insecta, Lepidoptera, Pieridae. The annotation marks the transcript as partial. Gene Ontology annotation, molecular function: protein binding. The record is from RefSeq and is a predicted model, not a curated record. The transcript is spliced from 18 exons.
UCGCAACAGCCGCUACGCCGUAGCGUGAUUCGCGUAGUGACGUGUGGCAUCUAUGGUACAAUAGUGUAAGCGUGAUACUCUAAAUUGAUACACAUAUGAGUGAAGUGUGUGAGUGUGUGAGUGUUGCACUAAGAUGACGCGCUAUAAAAUAGAACAGUGACACCACUAAACCACUUCUAGGCAUUUUAUAAUCACAGUUACAGAUAAUCAAUAAAAAAGAAAAAAAUGCGUGCCAGUAUCAUAAGAAUGAGAAUUUAAUUCGGAAUCGAAAAUGUCACGGACGCUAGUGUUGUGCUAAUAAGAUAGAGUGCCGUGAUAUCUUAUGAUAGAUGUGGGUGAAUGAUAGUGUUGUGAUGUUUUGUGUGAUGUGAUUUUGUUCACCAUGCGGCUGGCGUUGUGUCAGCUGAUUGCGUCCGCUGCGGUCCUAGGAGCUGUCAUUUCAAUGGCGCCGAAGAACGGUACCGCUACGGGGAGGCAUCCAAAUUAUGGUAUCGUGGGAGCUGGUCUGCCGCCUAAUGCCCAGCUUCACAUCCCACCAGGGCCUAUAUCACACAUGGUGGCGGUAGCGGGCGAGCCAGUGUACCUACCCUGCGACAUCGCGACAGAAGACGAAGAUGAUGCAGUCCUAUUGGUGCUAUGGUAUAGGGAAGACUUGGGCACGCCCAUAUACAGCGUGGACGCAAGAGAAAAAGACUUCGGUAUAGCGGAGAGAUGGUCAGAUGAAAGUGUAUUCGCAUCUAGAGCAUAUUUUCUACCUGAGAGAAGACCAGCCGAGCUGGGAGUAGACCGCGUGAGACCAACCGACCAAGGCCUCUAUAGGUGCCGGGUUGACUUCAAACAAGCACAGACGAGAAAUUCUAGAAUAAACCUUACUGUUAUUGUACCACCAAACAAGAUGGUUAUUACAGACGAUUUGGGUGACACAAAGCAGGCGAUAGUGGGACCUUAUAUCGAAGGGGAUUCUUUCACUCUGAAAUGCGAUGUCUCCGGAGGCCGACCUCGACCAUGGGUGAAAUGGUACAGAGAUGAAGUGGAAAUGGAUACACCGGUAACAGUUCUACCUGGCGGUGCAGUACGCGGCGUACUGCGCGUGGGACCUCUUACCCGCACGGACGUCCGCGCUACACUGACGUGUCGCGCGUCAAACCAUGUGCGUGCGCAUCCCAUUGAAACUACCCUCACUUUGGAUAUGAAUUUCCCCCCGCUCACGGUGCACAUCCUCGGCUCGAACCAGCCGCUGUCCGCGCGGCGCCGCUACAACCUGCUCUGCCAGAGUGCCGGCUCGCGCCCACCCGCCUCCAUCACGUGGUGGAAGAACGGACACCGGAUCAACAACGCUAAGGAGACGUUAUCAACAGACGGUAACACGACCACGUCAACGGUCUCGCUGCAGCUGACCAAAGCGGACGCGGGCGCCAAGCUGGCGUGCCGCGCGUCCAACCCGCAGAUGCCGUCCACACCACCACUGGAGGAUGACUGGAUUUUGGAUAUACAGUACGUUCCAGAAACAGUGGUCCGAUUAGGAACCAAUCUAGAUCCUAAGAACAUUCGAGAAGGAACGGAUGUAUACUUCGAUUGUAUAAUUAAGGCACAUCCCUACGUCUACAAAGUCGAGUGGCGGCAUAACGCGAAAAUGCUAAGUCACAACGUCGGUCAAGGCAUCAUCAUCAGCAACCAGUCGCUGGUGCUGCAGGGCGUCGGGCGCAGCACCGCCGGCAACUACACCUGCGUGGGGUUCAACGCGGAGGGCGACGGCGAGAGCCGGCCCUUUAUGCUCGAUGUGCUUUACGCGCCGACGUGCCGCAGCGCGCAGCAGCGCGUGCACGGCGUCGCCAAGCAGGAGCGCGCCCAUAUCACUUGCCACGUGGACGCUAACCCGCCACUCGUUACUUUCCGUUGGACGUUCAACAACACGGCGAACAGCAACGAAGUGAGCGACACGUACAUAUCGCGGUCGGGCACGAGCUCCACGGUCACGUACACGCCGCACACCGAGAUGGACUACGGCACGCUGCUGUGCUUCGCGCGCAACCGCAUCGGCGACCAGCGCGUGCCCUGCGUCUACCACAUUAUAGCUGCUGGUCGCCCUGACCAGGUCCACAACUGCACGGUGGUGAACGCUUCGCUAACAUCGUUCGGAGUUCGAUGCUCGGAAGGGUUCAACGGAGGCAUGCCGCAGUCUUUUCUUCUGGAAGUUCGAGAAAUUGUAACACAAGAGCUGGUGGCGAACGUGUCGAGCGCGGUGCCGCGGUUCACGGCGGCGGGGCUGGCGGCGGGGCGCACGUACGCGGCGGCCGUGCUCGCCUUCAACGCGAAGGGGCGCGCCGAGCCCGUGCCGCUGCGCGCCGCCACGCUGCGCCCGCCCGAGAAGCACCACGUGCACGACAAGAGCUUGGACCUGCCGCGCACCGCGUUCCAGCUGUCGGGCGCGAUGUCGGCCGCGGUGGGCGGCGGCGGCGCGCUGGUGGUGCUGCUGGUGGCGCUGGCGGUGGGCACGCGGCUCCGCUGCGGCCAGCGCAAGCCGCGCGCGCCCGCGCCGCUCGCGCCCGCCUCGCCCGACAAGCUGCGCGACAAGGACGACAGCGAGACGGACGACCGCAACCCUGACAUCAUACCCGCGGAUACGGACCACUUGCAGCUGGAGUACUACCGGCAGCAGCAGGUGUCGACGAUCUCGCCGCCGCCGGGCGCGCGCGCAUCGCGCGGCAGCGUGGCCGGUGUGCGCGCGCUGCCCGCCUACUGCGCGCUGCGCACCGCGCCCGCGCACGCG